This is a messenger RNA of Camelina sativa (false flax), 904 nucleotides long. RefSeq lists its product as uncharacterized. The record is from RefSeq and is a predicted model, not a curated record. Lineage: Eukaryota; Viridiplantae; Streptophyta; Magnoliopsida; Brassicales; Brassicaceae.
UAUGAUGUACACACGAAUAUGUACUUACGUAUUCUACUUGAAUAACAGCACAUUAUGAAUUAUAAUUAUAGAGAAGGUGGAAAGUCCUAGCUAGUUGAGUCAAUCAAGAAUCAUGGCGCUUCGUAUGAUCAACCACGUUAGGCUUCUUCUUGUUGCUGCUGCACUGGUCGUGAUGGUUGUCGCUUCCGUGGCCAGAGAAAGUUUAUCAGUUGAUUCUCCUCCGGUGAAACAAGAUCUAGCAAAGAGAGAUGAUACAAUUUGGGAAGAAGUAUUUCUCGAGGAUCAUGGUUCUUGGAGCCCGACUCCAACAGUUCGAGGAGAAAUAAGAAUAGUGACGACGUGGUGUGUAACAGAGUGAUUCCGAAAGUCACGUGGUAGAGGAGUCAUCAAACACGACCUACCUUUACGCGUUCUUAUUUAAUUAUACAAUACGACCAGCUGCUUAAAAAAAAAUAAUAAUAAUAAAUCAUAAAAUCGAUCAUAUGAGUCGGUCUCUGCGAAACUUGAAGCUUGGAUUUGGACUAUUGAAAGUAUGUUAAAUCUCAACUACAACAAAGUUAGUUUUGCUUCAGAGGAUAAAGAUUUGGUUGAAGCUGUACUUAGACCAAAAGCAUGGCCAUCUCUUAAAUUUCAGUUCCAUAUGUUGGGAGCAAGUUUGAAAAUUUUUUUGGAUUGGAACCUGAUGUUGAAAGACAGAAACUCAAAUCUUGGAGCUCACUUUAUAGCUAAAAGCGUCAUAAGAGAGGAUCAGCGUCACUCGUAUGUAGCAACCGGAUAUCCCUCUUGGUUACAAGAUCUCUUUGAGGAGGAUAGAGCUAGUUUAUAGUUUAAAUCUUGAGUCAGCUUUUAUUGGGAUGAUUUUUUGUUGAUCCGUCUUGUAUUUUAGUUUUCCAACAGGUCAAUC